AGCAAUAGGCUAUACCAUAUAGCUUAGAUGUAUAGUAGUCUGUGCCAUCUAGGUUUGUGUAAGUACACUCUAUCAUGUUUGUACAACAUUGAAAUUCUCUAAUGACACAUUUCUAAGAACAUAUCCCCAUCACUAAGUGAUGCAUGACUGUACAACAUAGUUUGUCAGAAGGUGGUAAUCAUCAUGAAAAAAAAUAAUAACUAUAUGAGUGGUAUUAGGAGUAUAUCCCAAGCAUAGCACUUUAAAAAAUUUAUUAUAAUUUAAUGUUUUCUAUUUUAUUAUUUCUGUUCUAUCAUGUAGGGCAAAGAUUUCCUUUCUUAUGAAUCUUUUUUUACCCUUUGCUCAGUAAAGGCUCAUAGCAGUUGGUAAAUUAAUAUAUCUUAACUUACUUAAUAGCCAUUUCUUUUACUCAUCCAAUAUCAUUAUGACAUGGACAUAAUUCUUAUUUCAAAUGAAGAGUCUUGGAAUUCUAAAUUGCAGCUCUUUCUCCUUCAGUUACCAAGCUACCUAAUAUAGGAAAUGUAAUAGUUGGACUUUAAAUGAAGCUCUCUUUUGCUCCACAUCUUGAAUUGCUGCAAAUCUGAGUGUUUUUUGACUUUAUAUCUUUCACUGCAUUGAGCCUACACCUUUUUACUCAUAGAGAAUAUUUGAAGAGCAGAUAGAUCCUGGCUCCACAAGGAUAAAACAGAUCUUUGGUUUGAGUAGAAAGAAGCCUGAGGAACAGAAUCUAUCAUGGAAGGACACCUUCUGAACUGAGACCUGCCUCAGAGGCUGGAGAGUCCUGGGAAAGAGUGGAUCCUGGAGUUGCUACACCUGGAGUUUAUCUUGACGCUUCUCCUAUCCAGAGCGGGGAAGGUGUGAAUGACUUCUCAACUUUCAGAGAUCAGCAAUAGCUGUGUGACAAUGGAGCAUUUGACCCAGAUGUUGGAAAGGAGAGCUUGGUGUUCUCAGAACUAUGCCCUUUCGGAGGAAGAAGAGGAUACAACCAGAUCUCUUGUCACAGUGACAUUUAAAGACGUUGCUGUGGACUUCACCCAGGAGGAGUGGCAGCAAAUGAAACCUGCUCAGAGGAACUUGUACCGGGAUGUGAUGCUAGAGAACUAUAGCAACCUAGUCACAGUGGGCUGUCAAGUCACCAAACCUGAUGUGAUAUUUAAAUUAGAGCAAGAAGAGGAGCCAUGGGUGUUGGAGGAAGAAAUGUUUGGGAGGCACUGUCCAGAAGUUUGGGAAGUUGAUGAACAGAUCAAGAAGCAACAGGAAACACUUGUGAGAAAAUUCACACCCAUCUCCAAGAAAACCCUGAUUAAGGAAAAAGUAAUUGAAUGUAAAAAAGUUGCAAAAAUAUUUCCUCUGAGCUCAGACAUUGUUACUUCGAGACAAAACUUCUAUGAAUGUGACUCACUUGAUAAGAGUUUGGAACAUAAUUUAGGCCUAAAUAGUUAUGAGAAAGGCUGUGUAAGAGAGAAAAAUUAUGAAUGUAAUGAUUAUGAAAAACCAUUUUACUAUUGUUCGUCCUAUGUUGUAUCCCCCUUUAAGUGUGGUCAGUGUGGACAAGACUUCAGUCAUAAAUUUGACCUCAUGAGACAUGAGAGAAUUCAUGCUGGAGAGAAACCUUAUGAAUGUAAGGAGUGUGGAAAAGCCUUCAGCAGGAAGGAAAAUCUUAUUACACAUCAGAAAAUUCAUACUGGGGAAAAACCAUAUAAAUGUAAUGAAUGUGGAAAAGCUUUCAUUCAGAUGUCAAACCUUAUUAGACACCAAAGAAUUCACACUGGGGAGAAACCUUAUGCAUGUAAGGAUUGUUGGAAAGCCUUCAGCCAGAAAUCAAAUCUUAUUGAACAUGAGAGAAUUCACACUGGAGAAAAACCCUAUGAAUGUAAGGAAUGUGGGAAGUCCUUCAGCCAGAAGCAAAAUCUCAUUGAGCAUGAGAAAAUUCAUACUGGGGAGAAACCUUAUGCAUGUAAUGAAUGUGGUAGAGCUUUUUCUCGAAUGUCAUCUGUUACUCUACAUAUGAGAAGUCACACAGGGGAGAAACCCUAUAAAUGUAAUAAAUGUGGAAAAGCUUUCUCUCAAUGCUCAGUAUUUAUUAUACAUAUGAGAAGUCAUACUGGUGAGAAACCCUAUGUAUGUAGUGAAUGUGGGAAAGCUUUCUCUCAAAGUUCAUCCCUUACUGUACAUAUGAGAAAUCAUACAGCUGAGAAACCAUAUGAAUGUAAUGAAUGUGGAAAAGCCUUCAGCCGGAAAGAAAAUCUUAUUACACACCAGAAAAUUCAUACUGGAGAGAAACCUUAUGAAUGCAGUGAGUGCGGGAAAGCCUUUAUACAGAUGUCCAACCUCAUUCGACACCAAAGAAUUCAUACUGGUGAGAAACCCUAUGCAUGUACAGUGUGUGGGAAAGCCUUUAGUCAGAAAUCAAAUCUCACUGAACAUGAGAAAAUUCAUACUGGAGAGAAACCCUAUCAUUGUAAUCAGUGUGGAAAAGCUUUCAGUCAGAGACAAAAUCUUCUUGAGCAUGAAAAAAUUCACACUGGAGAGAAACCAUUUAAAUGUAAUGAAUGUGGUAAAGCUUUCUCUCGAAUCUCAUCUCUUACUCUUCAUGUAAGAAGUCAUACAGGGGAGAAACCUUAUGAAUGUAAUAAAUGUGGAAAAGCCUUUUCUCAAUGCUCAUUACUUAUUAUACAUAUGAGAAGUCAUACUGGUGAAAAACCCUUUGAAUGUAAUGAAUGUGGGAAAGCAUUCUCUCAAAGAGCAUCCCUUUCUAUACAUAAGAGAGGUCAUACAGGUGAGAAACGACGAGUGUACUAAGUGAAGGAAGGCCUUGUCUUAAAUUCAGCAUUGUUUUACUUAAAAUAUCUUGGUGUAAUCUAAAAAAAAAUGAAUAAAAUCUUUAUGGAAAAAUUGUAA
Molecule: messenger RNA, 2901 nt
Organism: Microcebus murinus (gray mouse lemur)
Lineage: Eukaryota; Metazoa; Chordata; Mammalia; Primates; Cheirogaleidae
Source: RefSeq, a predicted model, not a curated record